AUGACAUCGCCACGAAUUCUCGCCAUCCUUCUUGUUCUGGUUGGCGUUGUAACUGCACUAAAAUGCUACACUGGUCACUACGCCGAAAACGUCAAGCCAUCUUCAAAUUCGGAAUGCAAAGGGAAAUCCUGCACAAAGGUUAUUUUGAAGAAUGAUAAAUCAGCCUACUACGGUUGUGACAUGACAAAUAUGUGUAAUAAAGAUGACUGCGUGACGGACAAGAACGGUGACACAUUGUGUUGUUGUAGCAAAGAGCUUUGCAAUUCUUCAUCAAAACUUUCAGCUCUUUUCAUUAUUGCACCGCUUGCUUUGAUCACGACAACGUCUCCUUAUCAGAAACACAAGGAUAAACAUUGUUUGUCACUGAGGAGCACAAAUACUUCAAAACCUCUCGGAAUUUUGAAUUGCAGUGGAAAAUACUGCACAUCGACAAUAACGACAGAUAGCGAUACGAUCUCUUACGGCUGCGAUAUGAUCAAUAAGUGCAGUGAUGCCAUUGUAACUGCUUCUCCUCUUUUGAAUAGUGCUCAAUUUCCUUACAGUAGUGAAAAGAAGUGA
Necator americanus (New World hookworm) is the source of this 558-nucleotide messenger RNA. RefSeq lists its product as uncharacterized. The record is from RefSeq and is a predicted model, not a curated record. The transcript is spliced from 8 exons. Bases 1 to 558 code for a protein of 185 amino acids. NCBI's taxonomy places the organism in Eukaryota, Metazoa, Nematoda, Chromadorea, Rhabditida, Ancylostomatidae.